Molecule: messenger RNA, 984 nt
Organism: Sinocyclocheilus anshuiensis
Lineage: Eukaryota; Metazoa; Chordata; Actinopteri; Cypriniformes; Cyprinidae
Product: SRSF protein kinase 3-like
Exons: 9
Coding region: 1-984 (327 amino acids)
Biological process (GO): spliceosomal complex assembly; regulation of mRNA processing; intracellular signal transduction
Cellular component (GO): nucleus; cytoplasm
Molecular function (GO): ATP binding; protein serine/threonine kinase activity
Source: RefSeq, a predicted model, not a curated record
AUGAGCAUCUAUAAGCAGCUCCAGACCUCUGAUGAAAUCAUGCAAACAAACACAAAGGACAUGAUCUGCACCAAAUCGUCUGAUGUAGUUAUGGACUCUAAGCUGAAAACACUUAGGAAUGAUAAACAUCUUAAACCUGAUUACACAGAGGAACAUGAAGAUCCAAGAGAUUACUGCUACGGUGGGUAUCACCCAAUCCAGGUGGGAGAUGUGUUUAAUAAGAGAUACAAGGUUCUGUCAAAGCUGGGUUGGGGUUAUUUCUCUACUGUAUGGCUCUGCAUUGACCUCAGGUCAGGCAGGCAUGUGGCUGUGAAGGUGUUGAAGAGCGGAGCUGGAUUCACUCAGGCUGGCCAAGAUGAACUGACAUUACUGCGAUGUGCCAGUGGUCCCACAGCCCGCAACCCUCUUAAAGGACGUAUAGUGCAGUUACUGGAUGAGUUUAAGAUAGCUGGUGUGAACGGCAUUCAUAUUUGUCUGGUGUUGGAACUGCUGGGGCCGGACUUGCGCUGUUGGCAAGUGUGUUUUGGUAAUCCAGGCCUUUCUCUCACCUGCGUCAAACACGUCAUCACUCAGGUGCUUGAAGGUCUGGAGUAUCUUCACAGACACUGCAAGAUCAUUCACACAGACAUCAAGCCUGAGAACAUCCUGCUGUGUCUCACACCGCAGUCCUCAUCUCAUCCUCCAGGGGGCGCGAUACAAACUUACUCUUCAGUCAUUAAAACCACCAUGCUCCAGGAUCCCGGUAAGAAAAUCUUGAAAUCUGGAAAACCUGGAAACUUGGAUAAUAUCACGGUGAAGAUUGCAGACCUUGGCAGCUCAUGUUGGGUGUACAAACACUUUUGUCAAGAGAUCCAGACCAGACAGUAUCGCUCUCUGGAGGUUCUCCUAGGUUCUGAAUAUGGUCCUCCAGCUGACAUCUGGAGUGUGGCCUGCUUGGUGAGUCUACAGCUGUCGACGGUGUUUUGUGAAAUAGAUUCAUCCUAA